This is a messenger RNA of Cavia porcellus (domestic guinea pig), 2517 nucleotides long. Its product is annotated as sodium/glucose cotransporter 1-like. The transcript has 15 exons. Gene Ontology annotation, biological process: sodium ion transport; transmembrane transport. The coding region runs from base 41 to 2176 and encodes 711 amino acids. NCBI's taxonomy places the organism in Eukaryota, Metazoa, Chordata, Mammalia, Rodentia, Caviidae. Gene Ontology annotation, cellular component: plasma membrane. Gene Ontology annotation, molecular function: D-glucose:sodium symporter activity. The record is from RefSeq and is a predicted model, not a curated record.
GUUGAAGCCAUUGCAGCCUAACUGAUUCAGAACCGUCACCAUGGGCUUCCAUGAGAUCCAUGGUAAAAUCUGGAACUGGAGCUCUAUGGGCCUUGGUACCUCCAGCUGGAAGGAUACACUGAUUUUGACUAUGUACCUCUUGCUGGUCUUGUACGUUGGCCUACGGGCUUUAUCCAGAGACCGUUCAACAAUAAAAGGCUUCUUCCUAGCUGACCAAAAUCUCACAUGGUGGCUGAUAGGUGCUUCUCUUUUUGCUGCAAACAUUGGCAAUAGCCACUUUAUUGGCAUGGCAGGGAUAGGAGCGUCUUCAGGGAUUACUAUUGGGGCCUUCGAAUGGAAUACUAUAUUUAUGCUCCUUAUUCUUGGUUGGGUAUUUGUUCCGAUUUACAUUAAAGCUGGGGUGGUAACACUGCCAGAAUAUUUGAGAAAGAGGUUUGGUAGUAUCCGGCUCCAGGUCCUCGUUUCUAUUUUGGCUAUAUUCAUUGAUGUCAUCUGUAGGAUUUUGGUGGAAAUCUGCUAUGGCGCCAUGUUUUUGAAAAUUGCUUGGGACUUGGAUGCUUACCAGAUCAUACUGAUAUUGCUGGCAAUUGCUGGCACUUAUACUGUCACAGGUGGUUUGGCUGCUAUGAUUUAUACUGAGACUUUACAUGCUACCAUUAUGCUUUUUGGGUCCACUGUGUUAAUGGUCUAUGCUUUUGGAAAAGUGGGAGGAUACAAGCAGCUACAGCACAACUACAUCUACGCCAUCCCAGGGAAGAUCAGUGAAGGAAACUGGACAGCCAAGUCAAAGUGCUACAUCCCUCACUCAAACGCUUUCCAUCUCUUCCUAAGUUCCUCCUCCGGCGACUUCUCCUGGCCCGAACUCAUCUUUGGUGCCACUACGCUGUCCUUAUUCUAUGGGAGUGCUGAUCAGGUUUCUGUCCUGCGGGCCCUGGCAGGCAAGAACAUAUCUCACAUAAAAAUUGGCUUCAUUCUGUAUGGGUACCUGAAGCUGUUGCCCAUGUUCCUCGUGGUGAUGCCAGGAAUGAUCAGCCGCACUUUUUACCCAGACCAAGUGGCAUGUGUUGUACCUUCAGAAUGUGAAAAGCACUGCGGCGCCAAACACAGUUGUAGCCCCGUCGCCUAUCCAAGGCUGGUGAUAUCACUACUACCUACUGGCCUACAGGGCUUGAUGCUGGCUGCAGUCUGUGCCACCAUCAUCUCCUCCCUGACUUCUGCUUUCAACAGUAUCAGUGCCCUGUUCACAAUGAACAUAUAUACCUGGUUGCGGCCUAGGGCCUCUGAAAAUGAGCUCAUGAUAACAGCAAGGUUUUUUAUUAUAAGCUUACUUGCUACCGCCAUUAUUUGGAUCCCUAUUACAGAAACAGCUUACAGUGAAAAAUUAUUUGAAUACAUGCUGAUGACAAGGAGUUGCCUGACACCACCCAUCACUGCUCUCUUCAUACUGGCUGUGUUUUCCAAGAGAGUCAAUGAGGAGGGUGCCUUCUGGGGGCUGUCUUUUGGGAUUAUGAUUGGCUUCUGUCGAAUGCUGCCCGAACUUAUCUACGGACACAGGACCUGUGAGGACCAAAAGUGUCCUCAGCCCUUUUGCAGCAUACGCUACCUCUAUUUUAGCAUGCCCCUCCUCGUGGUCAGUCUUAUCAGCAUGCUGGUGAUCUCCUUCUUCAGACACCCAAUUCCAGAAAUACAUCUCCACAGGCUCUGCUGGAGCUUACGAAAGAGCCAAGAUGAGCGGGUAGACCUGGACCAGGACAGAACGUGGAAGAGACUCCCCAGAUUCCCAGCCACACCAACUAUGUUCCGGCAUUCCCAAAGCUACUUCUGGGAGGCCCUCCAACUCUAUUUUGGCCUGGAGCCACAGCUGAAAUCCACGGUGACCCCUAAAAAGGCCUCCAAAGAGAUAAAUGCAACUGAGGAGAAGGUGGAGGCAACUAGGAAGAGGAAAUAUAGUGACGCUUUGGAAGGUGAGGAAGACGUGGAGCAACAUGACAUAUCAGAAGAUUCAGUCGUCCUGGAUCAAGGAGAGCUAUCUGGGAAGAGAAAGGCAACCAAGGAGAAGGUGGAACAUACAAAGAGGGGUGGUAUGUUGGAAAAUUCCUCCAUGAAGAGGGUGAUCAGUGCCAGUGGGACCAUCCUGAUCACACUCGUGGUGCUCGGCCACGUCUAUUUUGCCUGAAUCAGCUCAAGUCUGGGCUGUCUGGAGGGCACCAAGGCUACUGCCUUUCCCAGACUUUCAAUCAAGAAAGACAUGAAGUGUUUCCUCCCCAAGAAUAUGGGGUCAACAUUUAAGCCAUCGAAAACGCUCUCUCAGUGUCAUGUAUCAAAUGCGACCAGCCACAGGGGAAUGGAUUUUGUGGAAUGCUUGUUCUGACUUUUGUUCCUUCUUCUAUUUAUAUACAUUAAUUUUCAUAAAGCUAAUCUUAUAUUCCUGAGACAUUUAAAUCCCAGUUGGCUUUGGUAUAUAAUGCUUUGGAUUUGCUUUUCUCAUCUUUUUUUGAGUUUUUUCAUUAUAAAGAA